CUGCCGCGCCGUGCCCCGUCACCAUGGCACCACGAUUCGGAUUAACCCCUGCACAUGUGCCGAGUCAACCGUGGGGGUCUGCCUCUUUUAUAUUUAUCUACACUCAAGAGCUGACAGUCAAGAUGACGGCCAUCGAGAGCAAAGAGGAGAUCAGUGACACGGACAGUGGGAUUAUUUUACAUUCUGGUCCUGACAGUCCCACAUCCCCUGUGAAAGAGCUGAACACCAACACCAGAGCCCUGAAGCUCAAACACCAGUCCCUGGAGGAACGUCUGGAGCUCUGUCUGCUGGAGCUCAGGAAGCUCUGCAUCAGGGAGGCUGAGCUAACAGGAAAACUGCCCACAGACUAUCCUCUGAUGUCAGAUGAAAAGCCUCCCCGGGUCAGAAGGAGGAUUGGAGCAUCCUUCAAGCUGGACGAAGGCCUGAUCCAUCUUAAUAGACAGGAUUCAGAACUUCAAGCUUUAGAAACUGGCUUGGCGCUUCAGCAGCAAAUCUACGAGGCAGCUCGCAAACUCUCUGUGGAGGGGAAGCUCAGCAAACCACAGAAGAAGAGCCGGUUGCAGCAGUGCAAGAGGGAGGAGAAAAAGGUGAAGGACCUACAGGAGGCUGUGUUCCAGCACAGGAUCAAGAGCGAGUGCAACUCACCCUGCAUCCCAAUCUCAAGUAGCCAAAACAAAGAUCUGAACAUGUCUGAUGACAGUUCCCUGUCUGACGUCGUGGCCCUGGAUGAUGAUUUGGACUCGCCAAGUCCUCCCUCUCCUCCAGAGUCCAACUCUUCCUUCUCAGACCCCCCACGUCUGUCAGCAAAGACCCUUCAGUCAUCCCAGCAGUCAGUAAGCCAGCUCAGCGUUGAGUGCGAGCCCUCCCCCAUCCAGAACUCUCCGUGGAAAGAGUCCAGUCUGGAUCAGCCCUACCACAAGGUCACUAAACCUUUAUCUGCUCACAGCAGCAGGUCCAGCAGUCCGACUGGGACUCAGGUGUCUGCAGAGAGCUGCAGGAUUCCUCUCUCUCAGUUUGUGAGGAACUCAGCCCUGCGUCAAAACAACUCCACCAGCGCCCCCUCCACCCCUGAGCUGCACAUCCGCAGACAGUACUCCCAGUCCUUCAGACUCCCCAAAAGUAAGCUAUCAGGUGACAAAGAGCGCCUCAACUCAGAAAACAAUCGAGGGCGAGCCAGGCUGCCUCAGCGGUGCCGUGUGACUGACUACAUAGUGCGCUCUCCAGAGUACUCCCCCCUGCAGCCUUACCAGUCCAGCUCUGAGGACAGCAGCUCCGAGCACUCCUCCUCCUCCUACAUCAGCUCACCUGGCAGGGAUGGACCCACUGAGAUCCCAAAGCUCUGUCCGCCCCCAUACGGGUUCCACCUUGGAGCACAAAAGAAAGGACCCUCCAGCUCACAAAAGAACAACAACAACCAGUCUCAGUUCAGCCCUGGCUACAUUAGGCCUACAGCAGAGGAGGGCCCACUCUCUCCUCAAGACCUGGACAUGGGGAAGGUCUUUCUGUCUUCACCUCCUGUGGCACACAGCCCACAGCCAAGACAGUGGCAAGAGGGAGCAUUGUCCCCGAGGAGAAUCCUAAAGCCGCCGCCGCCUUACACCAGGCUGGUGCGAACACCCUCGCUGAAGGAGUACCCCAACCACGCUAUCAGGCUGAUGCCCAGGGAGAUCGUGUCGGAGGAGCUGAAGUCCUGGCAUCAGAGGAAUCAGCUGCAGAAGUUUCAGCCAAGCUGUGGCGAUCAGCUAAAUGUCCUGAGCCCCACCUCACCUCAUCUGCCUCAAUUCAAACAGGGUUCGGGUAAUGUGGUUCUCCAGAGAGCUGCAGACGGGACUCCAGUCCAGUGGUUCAUUGCAGAGGAUGCUGAAAUUGUGAGCCAGGUGUAGCUGACACCUCUCCCGCUCUGCGUCAUGUUCAGUAGGAUGUGUGUUGUUCUUUAAUAUUUAUCUCUGUAUUUAUUAAUGCUUUGGACUCUCUGUGAGAUACAUGUCGAUACAGAAAACGUGGACCUAUCAGUACCCUGAUAAGCCUAUUUCCCUCUUGUCUUUUAAUUUAAAACUUAAUGUAAGGUGUUACGCCAGUUUUAUUUAUUUAAUUUGUUUAAAUAGAUGUUUCUAAAGUUUCUGAGGUGAAUUGACAUUUAUACUAUUUCCUAAAUGUGUCAGGUGGAUCAAACUUGCUGUGGUUCUCUGUGUGGCUGGCACACUUUUUGCACAAUAUAAUCACCCACAGAUAUGCUUUUGAAAGGUUCCCUUUUUCUGAUAGAAUUAAAAAAAAUAUUUAACUAUAUUUAUCUGGUAAGGAAAUUCCCCUUGCAGUGCAUCGACUUAUACUAAAAUGUUACUAUGUCUUCCAAAAUGCAGUGCUCUUUUUUAAUAUAUGCUGUAAAAAUCUAACAUCUGUCUAACCUCGACGUGUAAGCUUAAUUUUAACGCUACUAUAAGCUUGUAAUGAUGCCUUUAUUGGUGGUUUGAUGAAUGUUUGAAAUGCAGUAUGGAGUUAUGACACUAACCCAGUGAUUGUAUCAGUUUUGAUAUGUUUUGUAUAUUUAUAAUAAAAAAGUACAACUGAAA
Messenger RNA from Notolabrus celidotus (New Zealand spotty), 2570 nucleotides. It is a transcript of the gene inavaa, whose product is annotated as innate immunity activator a. Gene Ontology annotation, biological process: positive regulation of protein ubiquitination; adherens junction maintenance. The transcript is spliced from 10 exons. The record is from RefSeq and is a predicted model, not a curated record. The coding region runs from base 24 to 1883 and encodes 619 amino acids. Lineage: Eukaryota; Metazoa; Chordata; Actinopteri; Labriformes; Labridae.